AUGAAUACCGUAGCAUCGGCACAGCCUUGCCUCAACGACGGCCAGUGCAACUACGCCAUCAGUUGGCUGGGAAUCCUUGCAAUGAGGAAUACCCUCAGUUCCCUGGUUUCAGGGUUCGGAACACUGCCUGUAUCGAAUAGGCCAUACUUCACCUCUGAUAUUCUGCGCGCACUCUACGGCGGGCCCGGCAACUUGACCCAGAUCAAUGGGACAUUCGCCUCCAUCGCCGCGGCGCUCACCGCAAAUGCCAGGAAUCGCGUUUGCCAGGGAACAGUGCCCGGCGACGCGUGGACGAAUGUACCAUACAUCCGCAUCCGCUGGCUGUGGAUGUUGCUCCCCGUCGCAUUGUACAUUUGGAAGUCCUCCCCGCUGGCGCUGCUGUGUGCGGACCUGCAAAUUGAUGGCUCGGUGCAGCCAUUGAAGUCGGGCAAGGUAGAUCCAGACCAGAAGAGAUUGGAUGAGAGGGCGAAAUUGGCAAAGGUUCGACUGGAGGCAGGGCCUUGGGGGUCACUGGUGCAUGGCCAUGUAGUUCAUGGGGCCUGA
Messenger RNA from Aspergillus fischeri NRRL 181, 543 nucleotides. RefSeq lists its product as uncharacterized. The transcript has 2 exons. NCBI's taxonomy places the organism in Eukaryota, Fungi, Ascomycota, Eurotiomycetes, Eurotiales, Aspergillaceae. The record is from RefSeq and is a predicted model, not a curated record. Bases 1 to 543 code for a protein of 180 amino acids.